Messenger RNA from Rhagoletis pomonella (apple maggot), 2475 nucleotides. It is a transcript of the gene MED16, whose product is annotated as mediator of RNA polymerase II transcription subunit 16. The record is from RefSeq and is a predicted model, not a curated record. Bases 116 to 2437 code for a protein of 773 amino acids. Gene Ontology annotation, cellular component: mediator complex. Lineage: Eukaryota; Metazoa; Arthropoda; Insecta; Diptera; Tephritidae. The transcript has a single exon. Gene Ontology annotation, biological process: positive regulation of DNA-templated transcription.
UUUACUCGUAUCGUUUCAUACCUAUUUCUAAGUUUUGUUUACUUUUCAAUAGAUAUCGUUAUUGGCGCUUUUAAGCAGGCUAUAAACUUUUCGCUGUAUUUUAAGAUAAAAAACCAUGACUAUUAUUUACAAGGUUCAUGGAAAUUCUACCCCCAAUACAAACAAAAGAAUUAUCUGUAGAAUAUCUACCAGAAAUGUUGUUGCAUUCAGUGUCCUUCAGGAGCUGGAAUCCGAAAGCCAGAUAUUUGUUUGUGAUCUUAUUUCUCCGUGGCAAACAUAUUGUGUAACAAAUUCCAAGAAUGUUUUGACAGUUUUAGAGUGGAGUAGUAAUGGAGAACUACUACUAGCUGGUUACAAUGCUGGACUAAUCGAGAUAUGGACAACAGAAAAAGAGUUAAAUUCUUGGUUUCUGCUUUACAAAGUAAACUUUCCUGGCGAGGACAUCAUAUCAGCUAAGUUUUUUCACAACGGAAAGAGUAUAUAUUUUCACUCACAGAAAAAGGACUUGCCGACAUAUGCGGAUAAAUUCGAACGUUUAGAGCAUCGCCCAACAGUGGAACAUUUUGGAAAUGCGCCAACUGAAGGAGCUGUCAUAAUUACGGCAUCCGGUUUGGUAGGUGCAUUCAUUACCCCACACAAAAGAGUCAACGAAUCAAAUCCCCAUUUCAUCGAACUCAAGGCUAAUACGCAAAGUAUUGGACUUUCCCGUUUUUACAUUUCUCUUUGUAGCAUGUCACAUUGCUCGAGUGGCCAUCUGAACGUCGCAGUGAAUUACAGUUGUAGGCCAAAAAUUGUUUACUGCUUUAAAAUUGGAGUAAAGUUGGAUAAUGACAAUAUAUUUCUGAAGAGUGAAGCACUCCCUAGUAUAUUUUCUAACACAGUCAAUUAUAAGCAAAUAUCCAACAUUGGCUGGAUUAAUUCUAAUAAGGAAGAUGUACUUUAUAUCGGAUACAAUACAAUGGAUGGUAGUUUACUUGAGCAGUGGCAUUUAAGCAAAAAACAUCAAUCGGUGCAUAAAUUACUUCAAAAGAACAAAGGAGAUUUUGUUCAGAGCGAGAUUUGGGAAAAUAUAGCAAAAGGGCAUUUCACAGCAGGAAUAUCAGACGUUUGCAGCUCUAAACUUUUAACACAAAUAUCGCAAAUUUAUGUUGUUCUGAGGGAUAAUACUGUACAAAUUGUUGAACCUGGUUUGAAAAAGGUGGCUUUAGCUAUACCAGAUCGUACGAUGGCGGAUGAUCGUUAUGGUCAAUACAAGUUCGUGUCAGCAGACGGAACGCACAUGAAUCAGAUACUUGUUCUCUUUGAUAACUUUGGGCAAAUGUAUGCCAUGCAAGUAACGAGUCCAAUUUCUGAAAAGAAUUACAAGUUGAAUACGUUAUCUCUGCAAACGUCGCUUUUAGAGUAUUCUAUAAUAACUGGGAUCGACCCAAGUGAUAUCCUUAUGCUUAAUUUGGGUAAUCUCGAUAUACUUAUUGAAAAACUAACCGAAAAUUUUACAAAACAAUCUACAAUAACUAGACAUUUCUACUAUUCGAAUUUCUUGUGCUUAAAGAGCAACAUGUGCAGAAUUCAAUCAAGACAACAAGAUUUCGAUAACUUGAUAGUUUUACACACAAUAUCAAUAACAUUUAAAAGCCUUCUUCGACCUGCAGACCUUAGUUGCCAAGAUAAAGGUCCAGGGGAUAACUUAGCUAUGAUACUAUCUGACCAAUCUACAGAUAUUGACAAAGUUUUAUUCAGUUUAGAUGGCAAAGAUUUUGCAGUUGAGCCAUUGACAUUACAAAGCUUACAACAAUUAAUCCAGUGGGUUUCUGAUUUAGCAUUGAGUAUAUUAAAUAAACUUCCUAAUGAAGUCAUCAAAGCGAAGUUAAGUAAGAAGCAAGGAUACGAUAUUAGCAGGGACAGCGUUGCAAUUAGCAGUAUUCGCGAGCUCUUAGUAAUGACAAGAAUUUGGGGCCUAUUAAACCCCCAAUGUUUACCUACGUAUACGAAGUCUGUGGAAAAUAUUGAUGUGCUGGCUACUUUGUUUCGACUUUUGACUCGUCUCGCUCAAAAUACAGCCGAACCUGAUGAUUUUUUAUUAGAUGAAUGCAGUCUCUUAUCUACGCAGGUAUUAAUUCCGCAAAGGCAGUUUAAUAAUCCAGCAACACUAUUAAACAACCACCUAUCUCUCUACAAGUCGUAUCCAUUCAUUUUUGCUUCAGCAAUGGAACCAAGUUGGCUAAAAGACAUAAAUUAUGAGGAAGUCGUGUUUGCCAGUGGCACGAAAGAUGGUGUGAGUAACUUGCAUUUAGGAGCUAAAGCUAGUUCACUUCGACGCUGUAUUCGUUGUGGCUUGGUAAAUAGCUUACAAAACGUAGCCAAAACUGCAGCUAUGAAAGCAUGGUGCCAGCGAUGGUUGUAUUGUCAUUGUGGCGGGUACUGGAUGAAAGUAUAAAAACACAUAAAUAAACAUAAUUUAAUUAACAAAAUAAA